UCUGUUUAUAAGAUAGGCUGAACAGAAAUCCUCACUACCUCUUGGCAACUAAAUUCAAGUCGGUGGAGACUUUUAAAUCAGGACCAGGCUUCACGUAUUCCGGUGCUGCAUUCAGGAAGAGACCCUGAGAGCCUCCAUGUUUGAAUGGCUAUGUGAGGCAAUGGCUUCAGCAUGGCACGUAGCCAGCCCCUGCCUGAAGCUGAGCACAGGGCUCAGGUCAAACUUCUUCCUACCUUCAGCCUUCAGUACCCUCACUUGCACAUACUUUCUCCCCACACCUUAAUCAGUUGGGUGAGGGGUAACACUUGUCUUCUUGGUGGGGAAAUGCCACCUUCCUCAGAUAUAUUUACUGUGCUGACUUGAGGCCCUCUGGUGCUCUGUCACAUGCAGGUGAGCUUGUCCCUCCCAGUGACCUUGCUGGGGCCCCAUGCUCUAGCAGAGCUGAUAGCUGUCUUAUCCCUCCCACACUGGAAAAACCCUACAUUCACAGCCUUCAAACUUACUAUCUUUCCUUCUCAGAGGUUCUUCUGUCCCCUUUAUUAAAAAAAAAAAAAAAUCCACCCUGUAUUGAAAACUGCCAGUGUUACUCUCUCCUUCCCCACAAAAGCCUCUUGGAGGAGAGAUGAGGCUUAGCCCCAAGAACCAAACUUGCUGCCUGACUUAUUAAUAACUGCCAUCGGCUGCCUAAUUUCCAUAAAGCUGAAGACUGAGUAUUGAAAGAUUUCUUAAAGGAUUUGGGUAUCUUCUAUCAAGUUGUCUUCCUGAGAUCCAGCUGUCAUCGGUAUCCAGGGAGCCCUCCUCUUCCUCCUCCUGCUGACACUCUACCAUCGCAGUUGCCGGUUGUUGCUAAGGUUGCCUCCAUGGUAACACGUAUAUCCUGUUUACACCUUCAUCUGGGCAAGUCAGUCUAAACUAGGAACCUACCUACUCUGGACAACCACUUCCAUCACCACCCAGGGGACACCAAUCAUCGUGACACAAGGUCCCCCUUCUACUCAGUUCCCCCAUCCUCUUCCUCCUUUCACUGCCAGGCUUCAUACAAAAGAAAGGAUCUUGGUUUGGGGUUGCUACCCUGAAGCUUACUGCACAAGAUAUAGUCAAUCUCUAUUCUCACUGGGCCCCCAGAGAAGCAAGAAGCAGGAAGAAGUGGGGACAAGAAGGCAGGAGGCACUGAUUGGUUGAAGGGAAACUCCUCAUCUUCUCUGGUUGAAGGGCUGGUAACCGCAAGCAAAAUGACGAACCCAUUAGAACAUAACUUGCCGUCCAACUCAAUAGCCGAAAGUCAUGAAGGGGACUUUGGCUGCACAUUAAUGGAAUUGAGGAAGCUCAUGGAGCUGCGUUCGACUGAUGGACUGAACGAGAUCAAUGUCCACUAUGGAGGUGUACAGAAUAUCUGCAAUAGACUGAAAACCUCCCCUGUGGAAGGUCUCUCCGGGAACCCUGCAGAUCUGGAGAAACGUAGAAUCGUGUUUGGACAGAAUUUAAUCCCCCCCAAAAAGCCCAAGACCUUCUUAGAAUUAGUGUGGGAAGCCCUUCAAGAUGUCACACUCAUCAUCCUGGAGAUUGCAGCCAUUAUCUCCCUGGUCCUGUCCUUUUAUCGCCCCCCUGGUGAACAAAAUGAACUGUGUGGCGAAUCCGUAAGUAGCCCAGAUGACGAAGGGGAGGCAGAAGCUGGCUGGAUCGAGGGGGCAGCCAUUCUGUUCUCGGUGAUCAUCGUGGUGUUAGUGACAGCUUUUAAUGAUUGGAGCAAGGAGAAACAGUUCCGGGGACUGCAGAGCCGCAUUGAACAGGAGCAAAAAUUCUCCAUUAUCCGGAAUGGUCAGCUCAUUCAGCUCCCUGUGGCCGAGAUUGUGGUGGGUGACAUCGCCCAAAUCAAAUACGGUGAUCUGCUGCCUGCAGACGGAAUCCUGAUCCAGGGAAAUGAUCUGAAGAUUGAUGAGAGCUCUCUGACAGGGGAAUCAGACCAUGUCAGGAAGUCCCUGGAAAAAGACCCCAUGUUGCUGGCAGGGACCCAUGUGAUGGAAGGUUCUGGCAGGAUGGUGGUGACUGCUGUGGGGAUCAACUCCCAGACAGGAAUCAUUUUUACCCUCUUAGGGGUACAUGAAGAUGAAGAGGAGGUGAAAAAGAAGAAAGGUAAAAAACAAGGAGUCCCUGAAAAUCGCAACAAAGCAAAGACCCAAGAUGGAGUGGCCUUGGAAAUCCAACCACUCAACAGCCAGGAUGGGGCCGACAAUGAGGAGAAGGAGAAGAAGGUAGUCAAGGUGCCCAAGAAGGAAAAGUCAGUGCUGCAGGGCAAGCUGACGCGGUUGGCUGUUCACAUCGGGAAAGCCGGCCUGUUCAUGUCUGCUCUCACGGUCAUCAUCCUGAUUCUGUAUUUUGUGAUUGACAACUUUGUGAUACAUCGAAGACCAUGGCUACCUGAGUGUACCCCUAUCUACAUCCAGUACUUUGUCAAAUUCUUCAUCAUCGGUAUCACUGUACUGGUGGUAGCUGUGCCAGAGGGGCUGCCACUAGCUGUCACCAUCUCACUGGCCUACUCUGUGAAGAAAAUGAUGAAAGAUAAUAACCUGGUACGGCACUUGGAUGCCUGUGAGACGAUGGGCAACGCCACAGCCAUUUGCUCUGAUAAGACAGGCACGUUGACCAUGAACCGCAUGACAGUGGUGCAAGCCUAUAUUGGAGGCACUCAUUACCAUCAGAUCCCAAGCCCUGACAUCUUCCUGCCCAGGGUCCUGGACCUCAUUGUCAAUGGCAUUUCUAUCAACAGUGCUUAUACCUCCAAGAUUCUGCCUCCAGAGAAGGAGGGAGGCCUGGCACGGCAGGUGGGCAACAAGACCGAAUGUGCUCUGCUGGGCUUUGUCACUGAUCUGAAGCAGGAUUACCAGGCAGUACGCAGUGAGCUGCCCGAGGAGAAGCUCUACAAGGUGUACACCUUCAACUCGGUGCGCAAGUCCAUGAGCACGGUCAUCAGGAAGCCAGGUGGUGGCUUCCGCAUGUUCAGCAAGGGCGCUUCAGAGAUCAUCUUGCGCAAGUGUAAUCGGAUCCUGGACAAGAAAGGGGAAGCAAUGCCAUUCAAGAAUAAGGACCGAGAUGAUAUGAUACGCAAUGUCAUUGAGCCUAUGGCCUGUGAGGGACUCCGGACUAUCUGCAUAGCUUACCGGGAUUUUGAUGGUGAAGAGCCCUCAUGGGACAAUGAGAAUGAAAUUGUCACUGAGCUGACCUGUAUUGCAGUGUUGGGCAUCGAGGACCCUGUGCGCCCAGAGGUACCGCAAGCUAUUGCCAAAUGCAAAAGAGCUGGCAUUACUGUCAGAAUGGUGACAGGUGACAAUAUCAACACAGCCCGAGCUAUCGCCACCAAAUGUGGCAUUCUGACACCUGGAGAGGACUUCUUGUGUUUAGAAGGCAAAGAAUUCAACAGACUCAUUCGCAAUGAGAAGGGCGAGGUAGAACAAGAAAAGCUAGACAAGAUCUGGCCUAAGCUUCGGGUGCUGGCGCGGUCUUCCCCCACUGACAAGCACACGCUGGUGAAAGGUAUCAUUGAUAGCACUGUUGGGGAUCAGCGGCAGGUGGUGGCUGUCACUGGUGAUGGCACAAAUGAUGGCCCAGCUCUAAAGAAAGCAGAUGUUGGUUUUGCCAUGGGUAUUGCAGGCACAGAUGUAGCAAAGGAGGCAUCAGAUAUCAUCCUGACAGAUGACAACUUCACCAGCAUCGUGAAGGCAGUGAUGUGGGGACGAAACGUCUAUGACAGCAUCUCCAAGUUCCUGCAGUUCCAGCUCACAGUCAACGUGGUGGCUGUGAUCGUCGCCUUCACUGGAGCCUGUAUCACCCAGGAUUCUCCACUGAAAGCUGUACAGAUGUUGUGGGUUAAUCUAAUCAUGGACACUUUUGCUUCACUGGCCCUGGCAACAGAGCCUCCUACGGAUUCUCUAUUAAGGCGACGCCCCUAUGGCCGAAAUAAGCCUCUGAUCUCACGUACUAUGAUGAAGAACAUCUUGGGCCAUGCAGUCUACCAGCUCACUGUCAUCUUUAUCCUGGUCUUUGCUGGAGAGAAAUUCUUUGACAUUGACAGUGGGAGGAAGGCACCUCUACAUUCACCACCCAGCCAGCACUAUACCAUCAUCUUCAACACCUUUGUGCUGAUGCAGCUCUUCAAUGAAAUCAAUUCCCGAAAAAUCCACGGAGAGAGGAAUGUCUUUGCAGGCAUCUACCGCAACCUCAUCUUCUGCUCUGUAGUCUUGGGCACAUUUGUCAUCCAGAUUUUCAUUGUGGAAUUUGGGGGUAAGCCCUUCAGUUGCACAAGCCUUAGCCUGUCCCAGUGGUUGUGGUGUCUCUUCAUCGGGAUUGGAGAACUUCUGUGGGGCCAGAUCAUCUCUGCAAUACCUACCAAAUCUCUGAAGUUCCUAAAGGAGGCUGGACAUGGGACUACCAAAGAGGAGAUCACCAAGGAUGCCGAAGGACUGGAUGAGAUUGACCAUGCAGAGAUGGAGCUGCGCCGAGGCCAGAUCCUCUGGUUCCGAGGCUUGAACCGUAUCCAGACUCAGAUCAAAGUGGUCAGAGCGUUCCAUAGUUCUAUAAGCAUCCAGAAACUCGGGAACCAAGAAUCCAUCCACAACUUCAUGACCCACCCUGAAUUUGCCAUAGAUGAGGAUUUGCCGCAAACACCAUUCCUGGAUGAGCAAGAGGACAAAAGCCUUGAACAUGUUCCUACGACUGGGACUGGGGUGCUUCUGUUGGAUGGUGAGGUCACUCCAUACGCCAACCAGAACAACAACGCGGUGGAGAGCAGCCAAGUGCAAGUUGUCGCCUCCCAUUCGGACAGCCCUCUCCAAAGCCUGGAGACAUCAGUUUGAACUUGUUUUCUCUGACUCCCAUCCCUGCUUUCCCUAUCUCCUUUUUCAUCCAUCUCAUCUAUAAGGUGAUGAUGAGACUGUUCACUGUCAUGUCAGCCACUCCCAAGUGUGUGAGAACCCCCACCCAACCAUGAAGAAGCAAGAGCACAGACCUGCAAGGAUUCCAACUUAACCUUGAGCUGGGGUUGGUAGCAGGAUUUAGUCAAGUGCCAGGCAGGUAAUGGUAGAAUCUAUUCUUUGGGUGUAUCAGUUGGCCGUAUCUAAAGAAGUCACAACAGUCCUCCUGACAUCACCCCAGCCCAGAUUCUCCUGUGUUCACACACAUGUCACCAUUUCCUGACUUCAGGAUUUUUUUAUCCUGAGUGUCUGCCAUUUAUAAGUCAAGUUGAGAGAGUGAUGAUCCACAAAUGUGUUGAGGCAGGAAUGGAAUGUAAAAAAUCAGCCGGAGAGUGAUUAUUUUUAAAAUAAUUUUGCCCAUUUUGAGUACUUAGACCUGAAGGCCUCCGGCUCUUUCUGCCCUCCCAAGGUUCUUUUGGUCUUUUGUAACCCUCAUCUUCUUUCCUUUUCUCUCUCUCUCUCUCUCUCUCUCUCUCUCUCUCUCAAGUUUGUUAAAAUUAAGAGAAUGGAAAGGAUGUGGAUGAGUAGAGUCCACUUUCACCAUUCUCCCUUCAAGCCCCAAUUGAACACUCAAGUUCUAGAGGCAGACAGAUUUCUUUGCUAAAAGGGUCAAGAUCUGGUAAGACUGUUUCCCUCUCUCUGCCAGGUUAGCUUCUACUUCUGAACUGCCUUCUUGUCAGGUAGCUGUGGUUUUUAAGUGCCAGGAAGGUCAGCCUUGACCAUAAAGCUUGCAUGUAUGACAUACAGUUUUACCAUAGGCCAGAGCUUCCUCCUGUUCCUAAAGUGGCAGCAAAAGAAUGAAGUGGGCAUGGGCCUGCCUCCUGGAGGGACUUGGGUUUUGAAGACCAGAAGCAUACAGGCCUAGGAGAAGGUAGACCAUCCCAGCAAACAGUUAUGGGGUCUUCCUCGAGGUGACCACUGCUUUCAAAGCCAUCUGCCAAAACUCUUCCGGGGCAGGACCCAGUUGUUGGGGAAGUGAGUAUUGAGAGGCCUUGGGAAAGGCUGCAGAGCCACUCUGGCAGGAUCUGAGGAAACUUCCCUGUAGGCAUCCAAGACCUUGAGCUUAGGUUC
This is a messenger RNA of Marmota flaviventris (yellow-bellied marmot), 6038 nucleotides long. The record is from RefSeq and is a predicted model, not a curated record. NCBI's taxonomy places the organism in Eukaryota, Metazoa, Chordata, Mammalia, Rodentia, Sciuridae.